AUAAAAUGGUGCAGUGUUUGCACAGACCUGAUGCAAAUUCUUCCUCAUACUUGAAACCAUCUCUAUAUUACUCAUAAGACUUUGGACAAUGCAAAUGACAUGUAAAUAACUAUUAUGGCUCAUUCAGUGAAUAAUGGCAAGAAGAAAGACUGGGCAUGUUCAGAACACGAGUAAUUUUUUCCAAAUAUUUCCAAUCCAUGGUUGACUGAAUCUGCAGAUAGAGCAGAAGAUGGGCAAUAUUCCUCCCAAAUGGCAUCUAUUUGUAGACUUUUUAAGAUUUGUGUUAUACCUAUUGACUUUGCUGAACAGGAAUAAUUUCAAAUUCACCAAUAUCUCAUUAUAUAGUUUGUCUUUGGAGUCUUAAGAUCUCAUCACAUCCCAGAAUUAAUAUAGCUGUCUCUUCCAACAGUGUCCUAGUUUUACCUUCCAUGCUGAGAGUGUUAAUCCACAUGGUGGACAUUUAUUUCUGUGUGCAUCUGUGCAUGGAAAGUGAAGAGCCAGCACCAUUUCUGCUUACAUGAGUUGGUUUCCUAGACCAUCAACUAAAUGGCCAAAUUCCCAACACAAGGGCUUCUCUUUGAAUUCCACCUGCUUACAGACCUGUCUCUGUAACAUAACACUUUAGUUAUUGUGUCUUUGUGGAACACUGCUUUUUCUGACAAACUUUUUAUUCUUCCACAUGAAUUUUCAAGUGUGUUGAGUUCCUCUCUCAGCCUUCAUCUGGACAUCUGAUCAUACCCACAUUGGAUCUGCCUGUAUAUUUAGAAGAAAGAAAUACUUUCACAAUGGGAGACACUGUCCAUAGGUUUAGUUUAUUAAUCAGAUUUUACUCUAUGCCCCAUAAAAUCCUAUGAAAGUUUUAUGCAUAGUUUCUCAAGUUAAUCCCUCGAAAAUGUAUAGUUUUUGCUGCAGAGUAAGUGAUUUUCUUAUUAUAAUCCUAGCUGGUGUUUUUGGUACAACUGGGAGAGAUCUUCAGCCACAGCUUCUACUUCUUAAAAUGGGUCCAUUUCUUCUUUGUGGGAGACUUGGAGACAUAAGUGCUCAACAGAAAGAUAUCCUGGGCUCACACCAGGCCUGUUUUCUCCAUACCCAACUCUUACACAGCAAUAUAAACAUCAUCAUCCCUUCUCCAUUUCCAGUUAUUGCGCAGGGCCUCCUGAAGCACAAUGCUGAAGGCUGGAUUCAGAGCAUGCGGCUCCUGGACCGUCUGAAUGUCUCAGGGAUGGCAGCCCCAGGGAUGGUGGGCUGGCUGAUUGGUGGCAUGAACUUCCAGCAGCAGCAAGAGAUCAGCAUCAACAUCACCAAUGUGCAGCUGGACUGUGAUGGAAUCCAGAUGGCUUUCCCUAAAGAGUGGUUCUCCGCAAACAUCACGCUGAAAUUUGACAUUGAAUUCCAACUGCCCUUCAAUUCCAAUAUCAUCAAAACUCAUGCCCGCAUGGGCCUUGCUUCAGAGUCCUGGCUGGAGAAAGAUGAGUUUGGCCGGAGGGAGCUGGUGAUGGGCAGAUGCCACAUGGAGCCCAGCAGUGAGGAUUCAUCUAUGUCCACUGAGGCAGUCCCACCCAAGAUGAAACAUUUUCUCCACAACAUCCAAGAAAGCCUGGGGAAGGUUAUCCCGAACCUAGUAGAAAGUCAGGUGUGUCCUCUGAUUGCCGAGAUCCUCCGACAGCUGGAUGUAAAGUUGUUGAAAGGCCUUGUGGAAAUUGGAAUUAUCUCGAAGCCCAUCAACCAAUAUUGGGUUUCCCAAUUCCCAUUCUAUAAAAGAGGCUGAUUCCUCAGUGGGAGACGUGG
This is a messenger RNA of Peromyscus maniculatus bairdii (prairie deer mouse), 1788 nucleotides long. The record is from RefSeq and is a predicted model, not a curated record. Lineage: Eukaryota; Metazoa; Chordata; Mammalia; Rodentia; Cricetidae.